CCCUGCGCUAAAAAACAAAUGAAGUAAUAGCUUGUAUUUGGCGGGAAACAGUUCGGAACAACAGAAGUAUUUUUUUUCAAAACAUUAAACAAGCAAUGGCUGAGGCACGGGUGAGGAAGUUAGUGUCGACCACAUUUAAACUAAAUGGCUUUUCCAUUCUGAGUGAUGCAGCAUCAUUCCUGGUGUCACAGCUAAUGCCAUUUGAAGAAAGAGAAAGAGAAGAAUGGCUGGAUAAAAUUGUAGAACAUAUUCAAAAACAGUGUCUGGAAACAACGAAUAUCGGAAAGGACAACAUUGAGCUAGCAAUACAUGAGUGCAUCAGGAGUGGAGCAGAGGAAUCUGAAACCAUACUCACAGUUAUAAAUGCAUUUGAAGUUCCUCGCUUUGAAUAUAACCAAGAAAGAAAGAAGUUUUUUGUAAAAAACAUCCCAAAAGAUUCAGCACCAAAGUUGUUUGAUUCAGCAGAAGAAAAGGCACAGUUAUUCAGAUACAGGUAUAUAUUGCUCCAUCAACGCACGGCUCGCCAUGAACUAUUUACACCUUCAGCUGUUGGAUCAAAUGAGACACAGAAAUUCACUUUAAGGCCUGUAGACUACUUCCUUAGCUCUAGCCGAAAAGUGGAUGAUGCUGUUGUAAUGGGCUUACUGACACAGCUGAAAGAAGGAAAGUAUUAUCUGGAAGAUACAACUGGAACUCUACAGUUAGAUUUGUCUGAAACUAGAUAUCAUACUGGUUUACAUGUAGAAGGCUGCUUUGUGCUGGCAGAAGGUUGGUAUGAAGACAGAGUAUUUCAUGUAAAUGGCAUGGGGUUUCCACCACCAGAAUCUUCUAGAAUUAGCAGAGAUUAUUUUGGAAACAUGAACACAUUUGGAGGUCCUUCCAGCAAAAGUCUGAAGCUGUCAAAGAAGCUGCUUAAAAUAGAAGAGGAAAAUGAGGAUGCUACCAUUGUAUUUAUUGCUGAUGUUUGGCUAGACAAUGUUAAGGUAUUAGAAAAGCUUUCAACAUUAUUUCAGGGCUACUCAGAAUGUCCACCAGUGGCAUUUGUGCUGAUGGGCAAUUUCCUCUCAUCACAGCAUGGCAGUGCACAUGCUUAUCUCCUUAAGGAAAAAUUUAAAAUUCUAGGGGAUUUGAUUGUUCAGUUUCCUAAAUUAACAGCAAAUAGCAAAUUCAUAUUCAUUCCUGGCCCUGUUGAUCCUGCUUUUGCUAGCAUUCUUCCCAGACCACCAUUGCCAACGUUUGUCACAGAAGAGCUGAAAAAGAAACUGCCUUCAGCUAUCUUCAGCACAAGUCCUUGCCGAAUACAGUACUGCACCCAAGAAAUAGUAGUCAUACGGGAAGAUCUGGUGACUAAAAUGUGUCGAAAUACUCUUUAUUUUCCUGCCUCGGGUGAUAUACCACAGCAUUUUGCAAAGACUAUAAUAAGCCAAGCACACCUAGCACCACUGCCACUGGCUGUAUGUCCUGUUUAUUGGGGAUUUGAUUAUGGGAUGCAGCUUUAUCCAUUACCUGAUCUAAUCGUAACUGCUGAUCAAUUCAACGCAUUCACCACAUCCUACUCUGGAUGCCAAGUGAUAAACCCAAGUUCUUUCCCAAGAAGCAAUUAUUCUUUUAAAGUGUACCUGCCAGCUUCACGCCAAAUAGAAGACAGUCAAAUUCCAAAUGACUGAUAAUAGUUAUUGUAUUGUUUGUAUAUUACAUAUAAUUACAAUAUUUAUCUUACAUAAAUGUCACAAAGCUGUAAAUAUAUUUACAUAAUUUUAAAA
Schistocerca gregaria is the source of this 1763-nucleotide messenger RNA. It is a transcript of the gene DNApol-epsilon58, whose product is annotated as DNA polymerase epsilon subunit 2. Gene Ontology annotation, biological process: DNA-templated DNA replication; error-prone translesion synthesis. The transcript is spliced from 10 exons. Bases 96 to 1667 code for a protein of 523 amino acids. The record is from RefSeq and is a predicted model, not a curated record. Gene Ontology annotation, cellular component: epsilon DNA polymerase complex. Gene Ontology annotation, molecular function: DNA binding. Lineage: Eukaryota; Metazoa; Arthropoda; Insecta; Orthoptera; Acrididae.